Messenger RNA from Acanthopagrus latus (yellowfin seabream), 7130 nucleotides. RefSeq names its product zinc fingers and homeoboxes protein 1-like. Gene Ontology annotation, biological process: regulation of transcription by RNA polymerase II. The record is from RefSeq and is a predicted model, not a curated record. NCBI's taxonomy places the organism in Eukaryota, Metazoa, Chordata, Actinopteri, Spariformes, Sparidae. Gene Ontology annotation, cellular component: nucleus. Bases 653 to 3538 code for a protein of 961 amino acids. The transcript is spliced from 9 exons. Gene Ontology annotation, molecular function: DNA-binding transcription factor activity, RNA polymerase II-specific; DNA binding.
GAGCUUUUACUUUGAAAGGAACAUUCCGGAAACUUUUGUCGGCCGUUGCUCGCUUGAAGCGGCGGUACAAAAAAAAUGGCCAUCGUCAGAUUCGGUGAACUAUCGGUGCUUUUUUUAUUAAACUGCCGUUUUUACUGAGAGAGCAGCAGAAAGGAAACGAUGCGAGUCGUGGCGGAGCUAGCUAGCAGCGGGGCUAACGGGCGGUAGGUCAGUUAGCUUGCUCCCGGCCGUCGCGGCGGCUCAGUGUCCGGCUGAAAGCAGAUGGGCUCCUCGGUGUAUUUGGGCAAAAGGCGGAAGACUGCGUAUCAACAGACCGAACCGGAGAUGCUACACAGCUACAGCCGCUAGCCAGCUCACUGUUUACUGCAAGAUGCGGGCGAACGGCGGCCGAUUGACCAGGAAGCUGCUGCAUCAGGACUUCAUCCAGCUGCUCCAAACUUCUUAUCGGUUCAUCUUUAGAGGCUCGCUCCCCUGAUUUGUCCCAUUUACCACAAUCACGUGCUGCUCCCUCAAUCAAAGACAGUCUCUGUAUUGAAGGCAGCAGAGGAAACAUUUCGACUGAGGACCUCCUUCUUUAUGGAUCCACGGCAGGACGACCUGAACUGAGACAGCUUGAACACUCGGCUCGACACAGCGCUCACCGGACCUCAGGAUGGCGAGCAGGAGAAAAUCCACCACCCCCUGCAUGGUUCCUCCCCGAGAACCCGUUGAGUCGGAUCAGGAGAUGGAGGACGUCUCGGACGCAGCCGAGGCGGAGGACAGUAACGGCGUGGCGACCGUCUCCUCUGAGGUUUCGGGUCUGCAGGAGGAGUGGGGCGAGGACGCAGACGUCAGACCGGUGUCGGACCACUACCUGGACUCCAACAUGGCCGAGGGAGGCUAUGAGUGCAAAUACUGCAGCUUUCAGACCGCAGAGCUCAACCUGUUCACCAUGCACGUGGACACGGAGCAUCCCGACGUCGUCAUCAACACGUCCUACGUCUGCAUGGAGUGUGACUACCACACCAAGAGUUAUGACACGCUGCUGGCCCACAACGCCCGCCUCCACCCGGGCGAGGACAAUUUCACGAGGACGAUGGUGAAGCGCAACAAUGAGACCGUCUUCCAGCAGACGGUCAACGACCUCACCUUUGACGGCAGUUUCGUCAAAGUGGAGGACGACGAGGCGGAGGACACGUCCCGCAGAGGCAUCGCCCUCAGCAAGACGCCCAUCAUGAGGAUCAAGAGCCGACCAGAACCCAAGAAGUUCAGCGCCUCGCACAAGAUGGCCCUGGACGACGUCAUCAAAGUGGAGAGCGACGACGAGGACGUGGAGAACAUGGAGCCGCCCACGCUGUCCCCGGCGCCGAUGACCCCCGCCGCCAUCACCCCUCGCCUCAUCCCAGUGUCCACGGCGGUGCAGGUCCAGGCCGUCCCGCAGAGCAUCGUGGUCAACAGUCCCAACGUGCUGCAGAUUAAAGGCGGCUCGGGCGGCGGCGUGCUGCCUCCCGGGACGCUGGCUCAGGUUCUUUCUGCGCUGCAGAACCAGCAGAACAGCACGCAGACGCAGACGCAGCUCCUCAUCCCCAUCAGCAGCAUCCCCACCUACAACACCACCAUGGACAGCAACGUCCUGCUGGUCAGCGCCUACAACAGGUUCCCGUACCCGUCGGUGUCGGAGAUCAUGGGCUUGUCUUCGCAGACGAAGUUCAGCGAGGAGCAGAUCAAAGUCUGGUUUUCUGCUCAGAGGCUGAAACACGGAGUCAGCUGGACGCCGGAGGAGGUGGAGGAGGCGAGGAGGAAGAAGUUUAAUGGCACGGUGCAGACCGUCCCUCAGACCAUCACCGUCAUCCCUGCCAACAUCGCCGCUGCCACCAACGGCCUGCAGUCCAUAUUCCAGACGUGCCAGAUCGUCGGCCAGCCGGGACUCGUCCUCACUCAGGUGGCCGGUAACGGCAGCACCAUGCCGGUCGCCUCUCCCAUCACCCUGACGGUCGCAGGCGUCCCUGGAAACCAGCCCAAAGCCGCCGAGCCGUCGACGUCAGAAUCAAAGACUGAGAUGUCGGCCGGCACGGCGCUCAGUUUGGACUCGUCGGCUUCCAAACCGAAGAAGUCGAAGGAGCAGCUGGCGGAGCUGAAGGCGAGCUACGGCAGGAGACAGUUCGCCACAGAGGCAGAGAUAUCACGACUCAUGCAGGUCACCAAACUCUCCAAGCGAGCAAUAAAGAAGUGGUUCAGCGACACGCGCUACAACCAGAGGAACUCAAAGGAUCACCACGGCGUCCUGCUGAGCGAAACCUCGUCCAGCAGAGCCGCAACGCCCGGAGGAGGCAGAGGACGGAACAGCAGCGGCAGCGGGAGCCUUAAUGACAGCAACAACAGCGAAAUUGCCUCUACCACCAUCAUCAUCGACUCCAGUGAUGAUGCAAGCGACUCCUCCCCAACUUCUGCCAACGCCCCGGGCUCGUCAGGGUCCUCCAGCGACCGGCGGAUGAAAUUCCGCCACGCCUUUCCCGACUUCACGCCACAGAAGUUCAAGGAAAAGACUGCGGAGCAGCUGCUCGUCCUCGAGGCCAGCUUCCAGAAGUCAGACACGCCUUCGGACGAGGAGCUGAGCCGGCUGCGUGCAGAGACGAAGCUGACGCGACGGGAGGUGGAUGCCUGGUUCACUGAGAGGCGGAAAAUGCCUUCAAAGGACGAGGAAGUCGAGGGAGAUGGCGAGAAGGUGAAACCAGGGUCUGUGCCUUCGUCCUCUGCUCAGGAGCGGCAGAACACUCCACCCGUUGGCAGGAAGGCGGUGAAGAAGACACCAGAGCAGCUUCACAUCCUGAAGAAGGCCUUCGUCCGCACGCAGUGGCCGACGUCCGAGGAAUACGACCAGAUGGCUGACGAGAGCGGCCUGCCGAGGACGUACAUCGUCAACUGGUUCGGAGACACUCGCUACGCCUGCAAGAACAGCAACCUGAAGUGGUACUACCUCUACCAGAGCGGAAAGGUGGACGAGGCGCUGAACGGUGGAGCAAAGAGCCAGAAGAAGUCCAGGAAGCGUUUCCGUGGUUGGUCCAGGAGGACGCGCCGGCCGUACCCCUGCAAACGAUCCCCACAGGAGGGCGCCGCCGCCAUCAAGGUGAAGUCCGGUAAGACGUUUCUGAAGGACUACUACCUCAAACACCGAGCCCUGAGUGAGAAAGACCUGGACGAUCUGGUGACCAAGUCCAGCAUGAGCUACGAGCAGGUGAGGGACUGGUUCUCUGAGACGGCCAGGAGGGUGGAGGAGGGCAAGGAGCCCUUCAGCGAGGAGGAGGCCGAAGGAGAAGACGGGGAGGAGGAGGACGAGGAGGAGGACGAGGAGGAGGCGGGAGCAGCAGAGAACCCGGACAGCGAGGGAGAGAUGGAGGUGAAGGAACAAGGAGAGGAGGCCACUGACGACGACUGCAACGAGGAAGAAGAGGAGGAGGAGGAAGCUGAAGAAGAGGAGGAGGAGGUGGUGGGGGACGAUGACACAAUCCAGGAGGAAUCUGAAGGUGUCAGCCAAUCACAGCCUCAGGAGCAGACAUGAGCUGACAGUGUUAACGUUGCUCCCCCCCGGAGACGACAACACGUCAGUGUUUCUCAGCUAGCGGGUCGGGACCCAAAGAUGGCCGCAGGAAGCUCAGACGGGUCACAGUUCAGAUGGACGCUGGGUUUUGUGCCUUCGAGAUGAACUUUGGGUCGUGAUGCAGCUGAGAAGCACUGAGCUGAACAGACGGACGUCAGGAUGUAGUUUGUUGUGCUGAUGAACUGUGGGGACCAACGCCUCCUCCAGAGUAAGUUCCAGCUCCGCUCCUGUACAAAUAUCAACGCUUUUAUUUUGGUGAGAAUGACAGGGCUUUUAUUUUGGCCUUUUUUUGUCAUUUUUCUUACAAAUAAAAAAAAAGUUUUGCGGUAAACUUUGUAUAAAGAAAAAAAAAACAUUUCUAAGAGGUGAGACCUCGCAUGGAUUUCUCCUUAAGAUACGUUUUUCAAAAUAAAGGACCAUCAGAUUCUUUCUCAAGGGAACGUCCCCGAAAACCGUCAGUGAAACUUUGUGUUGUUCUGAAAGAAAAAGGUUUUUAAAACCAAACUGGGUUUCUGUUUUUUUUUUUUUUCUGUGAGUAGACAACUCAGAUUAGUGCCAUUCUGUUUUCUACGUCUUUGGUUUCAAAUCAACAAAUCAGUGCUGGAAUCAAUUCCACGUUGAUUGUUUUAACGUUUUUGUAUUUUGUUUUUCUCUCUCAAGUGAUUUGUUCAAAGUCUGGACGACGUUUUAAUAUAACGGGGACGAAAUCCAUUUUACUAUUAUUAUGCUACUCUGAGUUCUUUUGAAUAUGGUGAUAAUUUUAUGUGUUUCAGGUGUUUUGGGUCCAUUCAGUUUCAACGACGCCAAUUCAGUUUGUGAAUUUACCUCGAAGGGAAAAAUCCACCUGAAAACUCUUUAUCCCACAAUGCACCUGUGAGAGUGACGCUGAAAACUUUGACUAGAGACAAACUGAUGUGAGACUUUGCAGAAGUUUCAGUGAGAAGGAUUUAUGAGGCUCUCUUGUUGUUUUUAUUAGCUUGGAAUGAGUCUUUUACGUCUCCCAGCAUCCGCCAUGUUUCUACAGUAGCCCAGAACAGACAAACAUGAUCAGCUUUUGUGUAUUUAUCAGCCGCUACAAAGUUUAGGGUAACAUUCAAAGAGAUGUCACUAAAUCCUACACAGUAAACUGUAAUUUAAGUCAGAUCACGAUGUAAUGGCUGACAGUAAUUAAAGCCUGUCUGAUGGUCAGAAGUACGGAAGCCCCUGAGGGACAAGUGAAGAAAAGUUUUUUUUUUCUGAUGAUCCAGUUUCAGUUUGAUCUAAAUAGUUUUUUCUCUCCUGAGAACUGUUGGGGAGAAAAGUUGACCAGUAUACUCUAUAUAACUUGAUUAAAAACAUUUAUAUAUUUAAUUGUUUUACUUAUUUUGACAACAGGAACUUUCACUAUAAAAAAUAUUUUCACCACCAAAAAUGUUUUUCUUUCACACCAAACUUUUUCUCCCCACAAAUUUUAUUUUCCACAAAUUUUAAGAUUUUAAAAAAGUCUCCUGUCAAAACUUUUCUUUUUCACUCAAAGUGUUUUUGAGAGACUGAUGUUGACGACAGGAGCUUUUACAAUUUAAAACCAUAAGAGUUUUUGUCUGAAACCAGGUGAAAAAUAAGAAAUCAUCAAAUUGAGUGUUACUGAAACAAACACUGACUGAAAAGAAGGUUGUCUGGAGGAAAACAUUUUUUGUAAGACUAAUCUUCAACACUUUUUUCCCAAAAUAAAUUUUGCUAGUAAAACUUUUCCCUCCAGAAAUUUUCAGGAGUUUUUCCCCCUCAAUGUGUGAAACCGUGGAAGUGUUUGUUUUUGUAAUACUCACUUUGACCACAAGAGGCUGAAUUUCACCACUAAACUGUUCCAAAGACAACUGAAAGUUUUAAUUAUAAAAAAAAACAAUGAUGUUUCCUUCCAAUAUAUUUUGGAUUCAUACAUCUUUUCACCUGUUUUCUCAAAUAAUAACCUGACAAAACUUUUUCCACCAGUUCUCGAGUCAUAAACACAAAAACAUGGAUCACCAGAAAGAAUUAAUUCUGUACAAUAACGAUAUUAGAGAAUAAAAAGUUCCAAUAUUAUGACAAAGAUUUAUAGCAGAGGACAUUUUACAGUUUAACAAUAAAAUAAUGUUGCCUUGAAUCAUCAGUGCAUCAAAACAGUUAACAAGGAAAUUAAUGUUUUUAAGAAUUCCUUAAUUUUGGGUGCAUCAGAUCAAGCUUGGCACUUUUUUACAGUGUAAAAAUGAACUUGUUCAUGUUUCAGUUUCCACCACAGACGUGUUGAAAGUUUAAACAUCUCUGACCGUCUCGGAUCGUUCGAUCACUCACACAAAUCUGGUUUGUCUCUUCGUUCUUUAUGAUGCGACUGAAGACGUCAGCGGUUCACUGAUGAACAACGAAGUCAGAUGUUGAACAAGUUAACUUCUUGCAGUUCAGGCGUAUGUUGAGGAAUGUUGAAAGGUAUUCUGGGAAAUGUAGGAAACCUGGUGGGAGGAGGCAGAAAUCAUGUUUAACAAGAAUCAUGAGUAAAAACAGAACCGAAGUGUUUUAAGGUGGAUUUUUCCUUCGACAUGAAGUUUUAACGUUUUCAGUUUUGACGGUUACACGCUGAAGCUUUCAGUCGCCCGUCGGCCAUUUUAGACGCGUUCCUGAAUCGCUCCUGUUUUUCGGGCUGCGGGUCAUUUUUUAAAACAAAGAUUAUCCGAGUUGAUGGACUUGAAAGCGAGAUGAACCCAAAUACUGUUUGUGUCCUCGUCCAAAAGAAAGAAAACAAAAGAAAAAAACAAAAAAAACAAAGGCAUGUGUGCUCUUCUUCAGGAAACAGGCAACUUUACCUCAGUCAGUUAAGCUACAAACUCGGUAAGAUUGUGACAUUUACACUUUACAACAGUUUUUCUUUUUUCUAGAGAAUUCAAUACUGUAUGCAUGAAAAUACGAGUACACAAUAAUAAUUAUGUCUUUCAGAUGGCAUUUUGUUUUUCUGUUUGUUUUUGUCCUCGCCACCAAAGUCAUUGAAUCACUUUAAAAAGAAAAGUAGAAGAAAAGAAGAAGAAGAAGACAUAGUUAUUAGUGCGUUUAUCUGCUCAAAUACGGGUGAACUAGUAAACAAUCUUUCAGGUUUUCCACAAGAAUUACAGACGAUAUUUUAGGGACAGGAAACCACAAGCACUUGGCUCAGUUCCACGGGAACUUUUUAACUUUUUCAUACGUGGGGUGAAAAAAAAAAAAGAAAAAAGAAGAAGAAAUAAGCUUUUAUUUUGCUUUUCUCUGCUCUCUUUCUGUGUUUACUGAACCACGUAGGAGUCUGUUAGAAUAUGCAAACAUUAAGAACAAUCAGCGGGUCGAGAGCUGCUCACCUGUCGAGUCAGCGUCUCUUUGAUUUGGGUUUUUAUUUUAUUUCCUCAGCGACAUGGGAUCCUUAUACGAGCUCUGUAAUCGGACGCCUCUCUGCCAUUCUUUACAUCGCUUUAAUAGCCAACAGUUUUUAGUAGUUAAUUUAUUUAUUAUAUCUGGACUUUCAUGGAUAUCUUUUUUUGUCUGCAAGCAAAAAAUAAAAAGUGAAAAUCAAAUUUGA